Fusarium redolens is the source of this 404-nucleotide messenger RNA. RefSeq lists its product as uncharacterized. The transcript has a single exon. The record is from RefSeq and is a predicted model, not a curated record. NCBI's taxonomy places the organism in Eukaryota, Fungi, Ascomycota, Sordariomycetes, Hypocreales, Nectriaceae. The coding region runs from base 95 to 313 and encodes 72 amino acids.
GGUGCGGAGUACGGGUCAAACCACACGAUAGGAUGUGGUGACUGUUUCGGCAUGGCGGUGCAAGGCAUUACAUUGCAUUGCAUCGCAUCGCAUUAUGUACAGAGGCGAGGCACUAGACAAAGUUCUUGUCCCCAGCCGCGCGGUACGGAUUGUUUGUGGUAUGACGAGGCGGCGGCGGAGGGGUACCAGGGCUUGGUUCACUCAGAGCUCAUGCUUGGUUUCUACGUUCCAUCAAUUCUUCGAGCAUGCUGAAGCGGCACUGGAACAGUUGCCGCAUUUCUAUCCGUGCCCGUACCGACAGAUUCAACGUUAGCGCUAAUAAAGAACACCAGCUCAAAGCAGAGCCGAUGCACUUCAGCGGUCGAUGCGGUGUGGUGCGGUGCAUCUCUGCGGGUACCCUCGGG